Molecule: messenger RNA, 2887 nt
Organism: Salmo salar (Atlantic salmon)
Lineage: Eukaryota; Metazoa; Chordata; Actinopteri; Salmoniformes; Salmonidae
Product: serine/threonine-protein phosphatase 2A catalytic subunit alpha isoform
Molecular function (GO): protein serine/threonine phosphatase activity
Source: RefSeq, a predicted model, not a curated record
GGCCAGUGUAAUAGAACUCCCUCAUUGAUUGUCGCUCGGGAAAGAAGCUGGGUUGGGUCCACGGGAUAUCAUACAGAGACAGUUUUCUGCAACUACACCACGCAUUUCUUUAGCUUUUUCAUAUUAACAUAAACUUGAGGUACAUGCAUCGAUUAUUUUUAACAAGUAGUUAGCUAGUGCCGAGGGUUUGAACCAAUUUAAAACAGAGUCGGUAACCUAGCAAGAUCGUGCAUUCAUUUUCGACGAAAGCAAAACGAGUGCGAAUGACGAGAACGUAUUAGCUAAACUAGUUUUCAAUAGGUUUUCAACCUAACUAGCUAGCUGAAAUAUAACCAGACAUGGACGACAAGUCAUUCACUAAGGAAUUGGAUGGGUGGAUUGAGCAACUCGGCGAAUGCAAGCAGCUCUCGGAAAACCAAGUCAAAGCCCUUUGCGAGAAGGCCAAAGAGAUCCUGACGAAGGAGUCUAAUGUGCAGGAGGUGAGAUGUCCAGUCACCGUGUGCGGGGAUGUCCAUGGCCAGUUCCAUGACCUGGUGGAGCUGUUUAAAAUUGGAGGGAAGUCUCCGGACACCAACUACCUCUUCAUGGGAGACUACGUGGACAGGGGCUACUACUCUGUAGAGACAGUCAGCCUCCUGGUAUCUCUCAAGGUUAGGUACCGUGAGCGAAUCACAAUCCUUCGAGGGAACCACGAGAGCAGACAGAUCACCCAGGUGUACGGCUUCUACGACGAGUGUUUAAGGAAAUACGGAAACGCCAACGUCUGGAAGUACUUCACAGACUUAUUUGACUAUCUGCCCCUCACUGCCCUGGUAGAUAACCAGAUCUUCUGUCUCCACGGUGGACUGUCCCCCUCAAUAGACACACUGGAACACAUUCGAGCGCUGGAUCGCUUACAGGAGGUUCCUCAUGAGGGUCCGAUGUGUGACCUGCUGUGGUCAGACCCCGAUGACCGUGGUGGCUGGGGCAUCUCUCCCCGCGGUGCCGGCUACACCUUUGGACAGGACAUCUCAGAGACUUUCAACCAUGCUAACGGACUUACCCUGGUCUCCAGAGCUCACCAGCUCGUCAUGGAGGGUUAUAACUGGUGUCAUGACCGUAACGUAGUGACUAUCUUCAGUGCACCCAAUUACUGCUAUCGCUGUGGAAACCAAGCCGCCAUCAUGGAGCUGGAUGACACACUCAAGUACUCCUUCCUUCAGUUUGAUCCCGCCCCUCGCAGAGGAGAGCCCCAUGUGACCCGCCGCACUCCUGACUACUUCCUGUAAAAGAUCCCAAUGCCUGUGAAGCAUUGCUGUAGAAGUUUCUUAGUCAACGUGAAGGAGAACGUGGGGAAAAAGGAGCAACUGACCAUCGGUAUAGAGUUGUGACAAAUUAAGCAUCCAUGGACCAAAAUGUGUGCCAUAAUUUCACAAUGCAAAAAAUGGAGAGGGGGGGAGGGAUUGAUUCAACUUUAAAGAAGACCACACAACCUACACCCACCACAGUCCACUUCCUACUCUCUCUGCAUGUUGUAUUUAUGUCUCUGAAAAUUAUUCUUCAUUAUAAAGACUACAGUGGCUGUGUAGUGCACUAUAUAUAUAUAUAUAUAUAUAUAUAUAAAGUUAAAAGGGUGCCAUUUUGGAAGGAGACAGUCUCACAGUACCUGCUGGUUUUGUCAGGUAAAAGAUCUGCUUUGAAUGACUGCAUCUGCUGAGAUUAAUGCUUAAAUGUAACUCUUGUGUUAGGACUGUAAUUAAGAUAUAGAAUGGUUCGCCAGAACUAAACUCGACAUGGCCUCAAACUGGAAGGUUGCAGUAAACAUAUGUUGUGAAAAAAAAUAACAGAAAUUGCAUUUUUCAAUGGCUUUUUUUUUCUGUGUGAAUUGAAAUCGUUGUUUUCAGGGUUGGUUGGGCGUUGGGUGGAAUUUAAUUCUUCUUUGUUUGCACUUUUGUAUUUAAUUUUUAUCACAUGACACUGACAAACUACAACAUUCUGUUUUUAUAUUUCACCCCUGAGAAAAAUAGCUUUUCUGUCACUCACCUGUCCGUUACGUGAGUGACAUCUAUUUCUGUUAAAUAGAGGAACACCUGUACAAAAUGAUAUCCCUUGUUAUACACUGAACAAAAAUAUAAAUGCAACAUGUAAAGUGUUGGUCCCAUGUUUCAUGAGCUGAAAUAAAAUAUACCAGAAAUGUUCCUUAUGCACAAAAACCUUUCCUCAAAAAUGUUGUGCAUAAAUUUGUGAGCAUUGUCAAGAUAAUCCAUCCACCUGAUAGGUGUGGCAUAUAGAGAAGCUGAUUAAACAGCAUGAUCAUUACACAGAUGCACCUUGUACUGGGGACAAUAAAAGGCCACUAAAAUGUGCAGUUUUCUCACACAACACAAUGCCACAGAUGUCUCAAGUUUUGAGGGAGUGCAAUUGGCAUGCUGACUGCAGGAAUGUCCACCGGAGCAUUGAAUGUUCAUUUCUCUGCCAUAAGCUGCCUCCAAUGUUUUAGAGAAUUUGGCAGUACGUCCAACCGGCCUCACAACCACAAACCAUGUGUAACCACACCAGCCCAGGACCUCCACAUCCGGCUUCUUCACCUGCGAGAUUGUCAAAGGAGGGAGGGGUGCUGAGGAGUAUUUCCGUCUGUAAUAAAUCCCUUUUGUGGGGAAAAACAUUCUGAUCGGCUGAGCCUGGCUCCCAAGUGGUUGGACCUAUGCCCUCCCAGGCCCACUCAUGUCUGCAUCCCUGAACAGUUGUGAAAUCCAUAGAUUAGGGCCUAAUUAAUUAUUUCAAUUGAGUGAUUUCCUUAUGAACUGUAACUCAGCAAAAUCUUUAAAAUUGUUGCAUGUUGCCUUUAUAUUUUUGUUUAGUAUAGAUACGUCUCUGCUAUACAAUAAAGAUUGAAGUUGCUCCUUCA